Messenger RNA from Rasamsonia emersonii CBS 393.64, 2181 nucleotides. RefSeq lists its product as uncharacterized. The record is from RefSeq and is a predicted model, not a curated record. The transcript has 2 exons. Bases 1 to 2181 code for a protein of 726 amino acids. Lineage: Eukaryota; Fungi; Ascomycota; Eurotiomycetes; Eurotiales; Trichocomaceae.
AUGACGCUACAAACCGGCGACCGAACUUGUUUGAGACACGACACAAUUCUCGAAACUCAAAUUCAGGAUAUCAUACUAGGCCCCCCCAAGACCUCCUUUGCGUCGGCUUCACGCUUCUUUGGGAAGGGAUCGGUCGACUCCCCCGAGCGGUCCUCACGGUUCAAUGAUUCGGACGAUACCAAGAGUGAUCGUUACAACAUUCGAGAAAAGUUCUUCAAGGAUCGAGAAGCGGGGGACAAGGAAUUUGACAGACGCGAUAACAGAUUUGGAGGAGCAAACGGCCGUCGAGGCGACCGAGAUGACUGGAACCAUGGGCGACCGCGUCGCAACUUUGGCCAGGAUGAACAGGACCGAAGACCAAGACGUAAUGGAGAACCAGACCGGUGGGAUGUUAAAGACAGAGAUCGUGAUCAACAACACGACUCUGGCUAUGACAAAGGUGUCAGAGAUAAGGACAGUCGUUAUUCGAGACGGGAUGCUCAGGGAAGAGCUAGAUACGAACAGAGUUGGUUCCGGGAUGAAGGCGCUUCGGAUGCUGCAGAGAAUAAUGAAGAAGAGAAACCAUCGAUACGGAACAGAGAGUGGCGCCGCGACCGACAAGCUCCUGAUCGUGAUUGGAACCGGGGGGCGAGGUUUGAACAGGAGCCUGAAUGGAUGGAUUCCAUGGAACGAGAUGACACGAAGCAGGCUCACACCCAGGAAGAAUUCCAACGGUGGAAGGAGAGUAUGAAAGCCAGACCACAAACAGAGGAGAAGAAAGAAACUGUACCCGAACAGGCAACUCCAACUGCGCAGAAGGCGGAGGCGAAACAUCUCGACGGGGAGUUGUUCCACAGCACCGCUUUGCAGAUGGAUUCCGGCCUGGAUAAGUUUUUUGGAUUGCUGGGAGAGACCAAACCGUCUCAAGACGCGGCGACUCCUGGCUCUACUGAUUCGAACAAAAGAGAUUCCGCUUCUAUCACUAAGCCUGGGAAGUCAUCUCGCUUCGCGGGCUUCUUCAGCCCUCCUCCGGAUAGUACGAACAAGGAGGCUGAAAGCAAAGCUCAACCUGAUCGUUCAACCGCGACUGAUGCUGAUCAGGAAGGCUUCCAGCGCAUCCUGCAGAUGCUUGAAAAUAGCAAAUCACGCAACACGACUCCUCAUGUGGACAGUUCUCAGCAGCCUCGCCCACCACCCUUGGCACAACCUGAACCGACCCGACCGGCAGCAUUCUCGUCCCCAACCAGGCAGCAUGAGUACAUGUCAGGUCAGGAUGGUGCAGCAGGCGUGAACUCCCCGCGAGACGCGCAAGCUCAGCUUCGAGACCGAGAAAACCUUCUUCGUCUCAUGCAACAAGUCAAGAUAUCUCCUGGGCCUAAUCAGCAGCAACAGCAGCAACAGUAUGGAACCACGCAGCCGCAGAGUACGGCAGGGCACACACCUGGUAUUCUGAAUGUGCCGGAUCUGCUCCAACGGUCCCAGGGGAUUCAAAAGGCGCCAACAAAGAAUCCGAACUUCUUGGAUGAUCCUGCAAUCGCGAAUAUGCAGAGACCGGAUGCCGAGCUCAACGAGCAAAUGAGACGAUCCGCCGCCGCCAACGGGCCUCCGAUGGGAUACUUUGAUGAAAUGGGAUUCCCAGGUGGACAGGCAGGCGGAAGAGGUCCUCAGGGCCAUGGACAACCACCGAUGGGACUUCAACGACCUCCGGGUUUCGACCAGAUGCCACCACCGCCAGGAUGGGGAGCGCAACAGUUGCAGCCACAGCAAGGUGGAGGAGGACCAAGCCCGUUGGCACCGCCACCAGGGAUUCCAACGCCGUCACGGGGGAUGAAUCCCAACUUUGUGUCUGGGCCGAUGCCAAUGCACGGAGGAAACAUGGGACCGGUGAGUGAGCGGCCGCCGUUCCCGCGCGGCAUGAGUGGUAACAACUCGGGUGGGAACUUUGGAGCUCCGCCGGGGAUGAUGCCUCCGCCAGGAUACAUGAACAUGAGCGGACCUCCUAUGUCGGGGUAUCCGCCAAUGCCGCAUAAUCCCGAGGCGAUGAUGAAUUUCCCGCAUGGUGGACAAGGCAAUUUUGGGGGAGGUGGUAACUCAGGCCCAUCGGGAGCACCGCCGUCAUCCAGACAUCUGCUGGAGAUGUUUGCGCAAGCCAACGGGGGUGAUGGCAGAGGCGGAAUGCCAGGCCCAGGGCCGUACCGUUGA